AGUGUUUCGGUACUGCGGCAUUCAUCUGCUCUCAAACCCGAAGGUCACUUAUUAGCAGAUUAUUACCGGUAACGGUUUUAUUAACGUUGUGUAGAAUCACUAUGGAUAAUUUUGACAAUUUGAGUGCUUCGGAAAAGGCAGAGGCGACGGAGCUGCAGCGCAUGAUCGCCAUCGAGCAACAGAAAGCUCAGUUUCAGGCGCAGGUGCACAGUUUCACAGAUGUCUGCUGGGACAAGUGUGUGGACACCCCAGGGUCAAAGUUGGACUACAGGACGGAGACGUGCCUCGUGAGCUGUGUGGAGCGAUUCAUCGACACCACUUUGACCAUCACAAACCGUUUCUCACAGAUGGUCCAGAAAGGAGCGCAUUAACAAUGGACUAAAUCUGCUGUGAUAGGAGUUAUUGGACAAUUUCUUUCAUAAGUUGCAUGUAAAAUGUGAAGAUUCUAUUGUGUGUUUAUGAGAAACAUCCUUUAAUUAUGGCAUACACAGCCCCUGUAGUUAUCCAUGUCAGAGGAACCGCAGUGAUGGACUAGAAUCCAAUCUUCA
Periophthalmus magnuspinnatus is the source of this 548-nucleotide messenger RNA. It is a transcript of the gene timm8b, whose product is annotated as translocase of inner mitochondrial membrane 8 homolog B (yeast). NCBI's taxonomy places the organism in Eukaryota, Metazoa, Chordata, Actinopteri, Gobiiformes, Gobiidae. Bases 102 to 371 code for a protein of 89 amino acids. The transcript is spliced from 2 exons. The record is from RefSeq and is a predicted model, not a curated record.